GCUCCUGCUGUGUUUUACUGAGGGUUUUGCUGUGUGCACAUUCCUGCACCCCACCAGUCCCCUGGGGCUGUGUGUGGCUCUUGUCCCUCACCUGCCUUUGCUGGUGGCCAUUUGAGGCUCUGGCACUGGGCUGGGCCUCCCCUGCUGUGCUCCCUGUGCGUGCUCUUCCCUCUCUGCUCCCCUGCAGGACUCCACCAUCCACAGCAAAGGGCAGUGGAUCCUCCUGCCAGCACCCCUGGACACCAUCAACGUGCACGCCCGUGCAGGGCACAUCCUGCCCCUGCAGGAGCCCGCCUUCAGCACUGCCCAGUCCCGCAGCAAGGCCAUGGCCUUGGUGGUGGCACUGACCCCGGACGGCUUCGCCAGGGGAGACCUGUUCUGGGACGAUGGGGACAGCUGGGAGACCUUUGAGAGGGGGGACUACACCGAGAUCCUCUUCCUGGCCUCAAACGACGCCGUGCUCAGCCAGCUGCUGAGGGCCAGUCCCCACCUCGACGGGAUCCUGCUGGAGGCUGUCACUGUGCUGGGUGUCACCAGCCCUCCCCGCCGGGUCCUGGCCAACGGUGCCAUCGUGAGUGACUUCUCCUACCGCAGUGACACCCAGGUGCUGAGGGUCCCUGUGUCGCUGCCCAUGUGGGAGCAGUUUGUGAUCUCCUGGUCCUGAGCCAGGGUCAGUCACAGGGAGAGGCCACGCUGCUCCCCUGGAAUCCGAGGCCAGAUCUGUCCCAUCCCUUGUACCCAGAGCUGCCCCUGCUCUUGCCACACUCCUGGGCCUUGCUUUCCCUCUGACUGCUGGGUGUUGAUGGAGGGAUGAGCCCUGGACUGGCACAGGAGGGGGGCCUUGCACAGCCCCCAGGGACAGGGAAAACCUCAUCAUCAUCAAAUCAGGGGAAAAAAGACCCAAGUGCCUUGUGAGGCAGCAAACCAGUUACUCUGGGGACUGGUAACUGGGGCAGAGACUGCAGGGAGUUUCCUGGCUGUGGUUUUGGGGAGGGGAUGUGCAGGGGCUGAGGGAGCAGUACUGUCAAUAAAGCUGCUGUUUGCUGGGAGCAGCCCCAGGCCGUGUCCUUGUCCCCUCUCCUGGUCCUCAAUGUGCCCUUGGCUGGACACCCCAGCUCUGUCCCUGCCUGGAGGUCUCCAGUGAGACCCCCUGUGCCCCUUGAAGGCUUCACCCCAUUUCCCAGCUGUUUCUGCAUCCCUGGCUGUGCCACAGAGGCCCUUGGCCUGUUCUGCUGGUUCAAGCUGGGUUCUGCUGCAGGGGUAUGCUCAGCUCCAGCUGAAAAUGGAGCCUUAUCCUCCAGAGGCUUUAUUGAGGGGCAGCUGGGCCCUUUGGCUCCUCUGGCUGAGAGUCAAGGCACCCGGAAUCCCUCUGCUCUGGCAGCACAGAGGGCAGAGCCUCGUGGUGCCCCCAGGAUCUGGGACCAGCCCAUCCGCGAUCCGAGCCGGGGCACAGGCGGCAC
Messenger RNA from Catharus ustulatus (Swainson's thrush), 1460 nucleotides. It is a transcript of the gene GAA, whose product is annotated as alpha glucosidase. The record is from RefSeq and is a predicted model, not a curated record. Lineage: Eukaryota; Metazoa; Chordata; Aves; Passeriformes; Turdidae. Bases 326 to 664 code for a protein of 112 amino acids. The transcript has 4 exons.